Molecule: messenger RNA, 2175 nt
Organism: Cladocopium goreaui
Lineage: Eukaryota; Dinophyceae; Suessiales; Symbiodiniaceae
Source: the annotation of a GenBank genome assembly
AUGAAAGGAUUUGGCUCGAUGCGACAUUGCACGUCUUACGCGACUGUCUUCACCCUGCUGCUUGCGGCGUCAUCCACGUUUGCCGCCGCACCUUCGGCCGAACAGGCCCUCAAGCUCAAGCCGGUCCAGGACGACGUCCAGUUCACCACUCCCACCGACAGCCAGAUCGAGAAAUGCACGAUCAAGGCCGAGCCCAUCGAUGGCCAGACCGGCUGGGUCGUGCGCGACGAGGCAGGCCAACUGCUCCGCCGAUUCGUCGAUUCCAACAACGAUAACGUCGUCGACAUGUGGUGUUACUACCAGGACGGCAUCGAGGUCUACCGCGACGUCGACUCAAACCACAACGGCAAAGCCGAUCAAUCUCGCUGGAUCAACACCGGCGGCACUCGCUGGGGCAUCGACAAGAACGAAGACGGCCGCAUCGACUCCUGGAGCGUGAUUUCGCCUGAAGAAGUCACCGCCGAGGUGGUCGCCGCCAUGGCCCAACGCGAUUCGGCCCGCUUCGAGCGCUUGGUGCUCACCAAAGAAGAACUCGCCCAACUUGGCCUCGGCGAAGAGAUGGCCAAGGAACUCGGCGAGUCGAUCGCAACCGCCGCCAACGACUUCAAAGAAGCUGUGAAGGCCCAACAAAUGGUCACCGGCAAGACCGAAUGGGCCAGCUUCGGCGCGGUUCGUCCCGGCAUGGUGCCCCAAGGUGCCAGCGGUUCGAAGAAGGACCUCAUCGUCUACGAGAACGUCGUGGCGAUGGUCACCACCGAAGGCAAGCACGGCGAAGUGCUGGUCGGCACCCUAGUGAAAGUCGGCGAUGCCUGGCGCGUGCUCGAUGCCCCCAAGUCGCUCGACCCCAAUCGCCAAGAGAUGGUCGACUCGGGCCGUUUCUUCUCGGUGGCCGCUUUCAACCGCCGCCCCGAAGCAGGCACCACCACGCCCGAGGGCAUGGAUGGCGAAACGCAAAAGCUACUCACUCAGCUUGAAGAGGUAGACAAGAAGAAUCCCGGCGCCACCUACGACGCCGAACGCGUGAAGCUGCUCGAGAAGCUGGCCUCGAUCUCUGAAGGUGAGGACAAGGCUCAGUGGAUUCGCCAACUGGCCGACAUGUUGGCCGCCGCCGCCCAAACCGGCGAGUACCCCAAGGGCGUUGACGAGCUGAAAGAACUCUACGCCAAGCUGUCCAAAGAUAAGGCGAACGAAGACCUGGCCGGAUACGUGAAGUUCCGCUACCUGCAGUCGGACUACAAUCUCAGCUUCCAGGCGCCCAACCCCGACUACGCCAAGAUUCAAACCAAAUGGGUCGAGGACCUCGAGGCCUUCAUCAAGGAAUACCCCAACUGCUCGCUCACGCCCGAGGCCAUGUUGCAACUCGGCAUGGCUCAGGAAUUCGCUGGCCAGGAAGACGACGCCAAGAAGUGGUACGGCGAGCUGGCCCAGAAGUUCCCCAAGUCUGAAAUCGCCCCCAAGGCGGCUGGUGCCAAGCGACGCUUAGAGAGUGUCGGGAAAGCCAUCCCCUUGAAGGGCCAGGACAUCAUGACCAAGUCGCCCUUCGACUUGGCUCAGUUGCGAGGCAAAGUCGUGCUAGUGCACUACUGGGCCACCUGGUGUAAACCGUGCCAGAGCGACAUGUCGCAGAUUAAAGAACUGCUGGCCAAGUACGGCCGCGACGGGUUCGUGCCCGUGGGAAUCAGCGUCGAUAGCGAUCCCCAGAAGCUGAGCGAGUUCCUGAAGCAAGCCAAGUUGCCGCGGAACUGGCCGCAACUGUACGAGGCCGGCGGAAUCGACAACAGCCCCUUGGCCAAUCAGUUGGGUAUUCUCUCGCUGCCCACGAUGAUCCUGAUCGGCAAGGACGGCAAAGUCGCCAACCGCAACAUCCACGUCACCGAACUGGAUGGCGAAGUGAAGAGUGGUGUUGCGGCCAAACUGGCUCUGUUCGUGCUGCUCUUCCAUCCGCUCGAUUUCCAGCUUCGUACGAAAUUCCAUCGCUUGCCCUUUCUUUCGCGUGCGCAAUUGCCCAAAUAUCGACGGCCCGUGCGCAUUCGGAUGUCGUCGAGUGAAAUGAUCACGCCGGUGAUAAUCGAGGGCGAUGUGUCGAAACGUUGCCCAAAGAGAGACGCCAUUCCCGGUUCGAAAUCUCGAACCUUGCGCCGACGCGAGCCAGCGCAACCUUCAGAAACCGCUUAG